Amaranthus tricolor (Joseph's coat) is the source of this 652-nucleotide messenger RNA. RefSeq names its product ubiquitin-fold modifier 1. Gene Ontology annotation, biological process: protein K69-linked ufmylation. The transcript is spliced from 4 exons. Gene Ontology annotation, cellular component: cytoplasm; nucleus. The record is from RefSeq and is a predicted model, not a curated record. NCBI's taxonomy places the organism in Eukaryota, Viridiplantae, Streptophyta, Magnoliopsida, Caryophyllales, Amaranthaceae. Bases 167 to 466 code for a protein of 99 amino acids.
ACUUAUUUCUUGUCUACGCUACGAAUAUUAGGCUUUUGUUUUAAAGUUUUACGCAAAGAAGCGUAAAUAAGGACACGCAUAGGCACAGCACAAAACGAAAAAAGCAGAGAAGAACCGCAACCCCACAAUUUCACAGCUUGAGAAGAGUUAAAGAAGAGAAAAUCAAAUGGCGAGUGGAGCAGGAGGAGCUGCAGGAGGAGGCAAAGUGUCCUUCAAGAUCAUACUGACAUCCGAUCCAAAGCUUCCUUUCAAAGUAUUUAGCGUGCCGGAGGCUGCACCUUUCACGGCGGUCCUCAAAUUCGCCGCCGAGGAAUUCAAGGUUCCUCCUCAAACCAGCGCUAUCAUCACCAAUGAUGGUGUUGGUAUUAAUCCUCAACAAAGUGCAGGGAAUGUGUUCCUGAAGCAUGGAUCUGAAUUGAGGCUGAUUCCCCGUGAUAGAGUUGGUAGUCUGCAGAUCUCCUUCUAGAUGAUAUCAUCAUAAGAAUUCGCAAUGUUCUCUUUGUAUUCAUAUUCUAGACUUUCUGCUCUAUAGUUUGCAGCAUCUAACAGACUUCUCAUUGCUCAAAAUCUACGUCAAUAAUAAUAAUGUUAUAAAUAAUAAGAUUCACCUAUGGCUUUGGGAUAAUUAAAUGGAUUAGAAGUUGUACAUGUA